UCAUAGGAUUGUUACACAUAUUGACAGCCGUGCUGUGUCAUCGCUUCACAUAUAAACAUAUGUUUUUCUGAUGACUAACUGACAUCUGCAUUUGACAUGUUAGCUGCAAGCUGACAUGUUCAUCUGAUCGUCCACAGGUGUUGGGAAUUUUUCAUUCAUUUCAUCAGGAACAGCGAGUGACCAGUUGAAAUGGAAGACGUGACCACUGGGGGUGGACCUUUGUCCGGUGUGACGUUUUAUCUUCUGCUGGCAACCGUCACUGCGGCUGUUUACGUCAUCUACAACAAACUGACGUCACAGGUCAGUUGGGAAAAAUAUGGCGUCAAGCAGGUGAAGAUGGGAAUCUUCAAUAUAAGAGAAGGGAUCACAAAGCUGCUGGAGGAUCACGGGGACACUGUUGGCAUCAACCGAGGUGCCUUGUUUCUGGUGACGCGAGAUCUCGGCGUCCUACGGGAAGUGAUGAUCAAAGACUUCACCAACUUCGUAGACCGAGCCCUCGCUAUCAGCACGGCCUCCGUCGUCGAGAGGGGAAUAUUCUUCCUUAAGGGAAACGACUGGAGGAGGAUACGACAGAUUAUGUCCCCUUCAUUCAGCACCGGUAAGCUGAAAUACAUGGCCAAGACAAUCGAAGAACGAGCCAUCAAGCUGACCCAGGUGCUAGAAGACUAUGCCAGACAAGGGAAACUGGUCCCCGUCCGUGACGUCACUGGUCAGUACACGAGUGAGAUCAUCGCCAGGACAGCGUUCGGCCUCAAUACCAGCAGUCUUGGAGGUCCGGACGAUGAGUUCACCUUCUACAGUAAAAAGAUGUUAAGAGAGCGCGGAAAGAUCAUGGGCAUUGUUAUGUUCUUUUUCUUCAGGUUUAGGACUUUCCACAAGUUUUGUGUUAAGACCCUAAAGCUCACGUUUUUAGACGGAUUUUGGGAAGAAUCUGAGGUAUACUUUAAUACCAUAUUGAAAAGAUCAAUCGCCGACAGGACGAUGAAAGAGAAAAAUGGAGAGAAGGUGCCACAGGAUUUUCUGCAGAGUCUGUUGCAGGCUAAAGCAGCAGGGGACAGGGGCCAGGUUCUAGAAAACACUGACGACAUUGACGAUGAAAUGUCGAGAAACAGCGUUGGCUGGGACAAACAACCAAAGACAAUGUCCACUGAGGAGCUGAUGGGUCAGUCCGUGUUGGUCAUAUUUGCUGGGUUUGAGACCACGUCAACGGCCCUACAGAUGUGCCUGUUUUUGUUGGCCAAACAUCCAGCCAUUCAGGAGAAAAUGUGUGAAGAGAUCGAGAGAGUGGUUCAGGGAGAGACCCCAAAGUACGAGGAGCUGCAGCAGUUGACCUACGUGGAGCAGGUGAUCAACGAGUCACUGAGACUCUACCCCCCGGCCUCAAUAGUCACCAGACAAGCAGCGGAGACCAAGACCUACGGGAACAUCACCAUCCCUAAAGGAGCGGGGGUCAUGAUCCCUAUAUUCGCUGUGUUGAAAGACCCCAAGCAUUACCCCGAUCCCGAAAAAUUCGACCCCGACAGGUUUAGUGAAGAAAACAAAGCCAAGCGUGACCCUAUGGCCUUCAUGCCUUUCGGAUAUGGCCCCAGGAUUUGUAUUGGGAUGAGACUUGCUUACCUGGAGUUAAAGAUGGCGCUGGCUACAUUGUUCAGGAAAGUCAGGGUAGAGGUGAAUGAGAACACAGAGCCCAAGAAAGGAGGGGAUAUUGUGAUUAGUCCCAUGGGAAUUUUAAGAACAGAAAAACCUGUUAUGUUGGCCUUCAAACUAAAGCCAGAAUGAUUCUUAAUUAAAUAUAAUAAAUAUAAAACACAACAAUAAAUAUAAUAUUUAUAAACAGCCAUUUCUGUGAAUGUAUGAAGGCAUUGGUUUAUAUUUAAAAAAAAACAACCAUUGUACAUAGCAAUAAGAAGCAAACACAAACAAAAAUAUUGUGAACAGAGGGAAUAAACUCAGGUUUAGAUUAUAAAGGGCUGCUUAAGUUUGUCACAAAACUCAAAUACUCUAAAGUGUAAUGCAACUAAAAACAAACCCUGCACCUAUUUAGCCAGAGAUCCUAUAUGUUUCAAAUAAUUAUAUAUCACAUAAAUUCAGACUGUAUAUCCGUGCAAUAAAAUUUAAAACACAUUCAUCGUGUAUAUUGAAGACUAAUAUAUUAUAUGUAAUACAGCUCAAUAAAAGAUUUAUUUGUAUCU
Molecule: messenger RNA, 2192 nt
Organism: Physella acuta
Lineage: Eukaryota; Metazoa; Mollusca; Gastropoda; Physidae
Product: cytochrome P450 3A24-like
Molecular function (GO): oxidoreductase activity, acting on paired donors, with incorporation or reduction of molecular oxygen; heme binding; monooxygenase activity
Source: RefSeq, a predicted model, not a curated record